AUGCGUUCAAUAAGGAUUAAAAAAAUAAACUUUCAUAUAAAGCAAGGAGAAGAACAACUUAAACAAGAAUUGAACAACUAUUGCGAAGAAACCUCACUCAAGUACAUCUCCGCGAGAAUCAAGAAAAGACACAAUGAUUUCACCAUCAACGCAGUAAAAGAUGCACAAGGUAGAACAAUCAACAAACAGGAAUUGAUCGAAGAAGAAUACGUAAAAUAUUACUCAAAUCUUUAUGACUACAAAGAAGAUGACGCACCAUCUCAUUAUGAAAUGUUGGAAAAUUGGACAGUGACCAGGGACUCAACAUGGGACAACCUUGAAAAUGAAUUCACAACACAAGAGAUCCUAGAAGUAAUAAAACAAUUGAACCCACACAAAUCUCCAGGCCCAGAUGGAAUUCCAAACUUAUUCUACAUAACACACAAAGAAAAACUAGCUCCAAUACUGGCCUCAGCAUUCAACGACACUCUAAGAAAUCCUCAUCUAAUUAGCAAAAAUUACAAAGAAGGCCUCAUUAUCACGAUACCUAAAAAGGGAGACCCCGAACUAAUCAAAAACAGAAGACCAAUUACACUGGCUAACUGUAUAUAUAAAAUCCACUCAAAACUAAUAAACAAUAGAAUAAUCCCAAUACUAACGAAAGUGAUCAACCACAAUCAAAAAGGUUUCGUACCAGGCAGAUUCAUUAUAGAUAAUAUCAUAUCAAUGAACGAAUUAAUCAACUAUUGUAAUGAUAAAAGAAUUAACGGAAUAAUUACACUAUAUGAUUUCGAAAAAGCUUUUGACUCGAUUUCACACGGUUCAAUACUCAGAUCACUACAACACAUCAACAUUCCAACCAAUAUAAUCAACCUGAUAAUGAAUCUACUCACCAAAUCUGAAGCAAGAAUUGAAAUUAAUGGUAGAACUACUAUACCCUUUGAGAUCAAAAGAGGAGUCAAACAAGGAGAUCCACUAUCACCCACCCUGUUCGUCCUUGUAAUAGAGGCUUUAGCUAGAAAAAUUUUACAAGAUGACCGAAUUACUGGCCUUCCUCUAAACAACAGCGACCACAGAGAGAAAUUCCAAAGCUUUGCAGACGACUCGGCUUCAAUGGUCCCAGACUCUCAACAACUUGAAUUAGUACUACAACACUUCAAUUCAUUUUGCAAAGCCACUUCCUCAAAACUAAACAUCGACAAAUCUUCAUCAAUUCUUAUAGGCAACCCAGACAAUACCAACCAAAGAAUACCAAUAUCUACAAAUCCAGAAAGAUACUUGGGAUACUUCUUCACAGGCAAAGGGAUAACAAGAAAAAUACCAGAAAUAUUAAACACAAUAAGAUCAUCCUUAGUACUAUGGAAAACCACUGACUCAACAAUCAAAACCAAAACCAACAUCCUCAAAGCAUUCGCACUCUCUAAAUUAACCUACUAUUCAUAUGUAGAGAACUUUAAGGAAGAGGAAUUAAACCAAAUCAAUAAAUUAGUCGAAUGGUUUUUAUCGGCACCAAACACAAAAAUGCUAGUGGAUUUCAAAAUAACUCCAAAAUUAUCACCGACAGCCAAAAAAGAUCAAGAAGUGAAUGCAGAUUACGCCAACCACAGAUUCCACAAAGAAUACUUUGAAUGGAACUAUAAAGCAAUAGACUAUGAUCUAACCAGAUCAUUCGCAUAUAGAAACCUAAUGGCCCUUAUCCUCCACAACAUUUGGAUUUGGAUUUGCAAUCAAAUAUACAGUGAAGAUCCUUUAACAGAUGAAUCACUAUCAUACAGCUCCCUUCUAAAGAAAUGGCACAAAUUGGCCACUCUAGAAUACAUCAAAAAAGCAAAAGAUCUGAAAAACUUAUCAGCAAAAGACCAUAAUAACUUCAAAGAUCCUAAGAUCCUUCUCACUUCAACGAUCAAGCUAAGAAAAACAACAGCUAAUUACUAUUGUAUUCCAGAAUCAUCUCUCCCAAAUAUUAUAUCUUUUGAUCAAUUCAUAUGA
Molecule: messenger RNA, 1968 nt
Organism: Dictyostelium discoideum AX4
Lineage: Eukaryota; Evosea; Eumycetozoa; Dictyosteliales; Dictyosteliaceae
Exons: 3
Coding region: 1-1968 (655 amino acids)
Biological process (GO): RNA-templated DNA biosynthetic process; DNA biosynthetic process
Molecular function (GO): nucleotidyltransferase activity; RNA-directed DNA polymerase activity; DNA-directed DNA polymerase activity
Source: RefSeq, a predicted model, not a curated record